Molecule: messenger RNA, 5633 nt
Organism: Neopsephotus bourkii (Bourke's parrot)
Lineage: Eukaryota; Metazoa; Chordata; Aves; Psittaciformes; Psittacidae
Gene: SHANK3
Product: SH3 and multiple ankyrin repeat domains 3
Exons: 23
Coding region: 16-5547 (1843 amino acids)
Cellular component (GO): postsynaptic density; dendritic spine; postsynaptic membrane
Molecular function (GO): ionotropic glutamate receptor binding; synaptic receptor adaptor activity
Source: RefSeq, a predicted model, not a curated record
UGAACACUCAGACCCAUGGAGGGCCCCCGGGCUGGCUGUGAGCGCGGCCGCCGGUGCCGGUGCCGGUGCCGGUGGGGCCGCCCCGCCGCGCCGCGCCGCGCCGCACGGAGCAUGCCUCUGAGCCCCGCCGGCAGCAAACAUGAGAGCCCGGAGUCGCCGCCGCCGGAGCGACAGCCCCGUUCCGGAGAGCCGGGCUCCAGCCUGCGGGAGGAUUCGCGGCUCGACCCAGCCCGGAGCCCCGCCGGGCCCCGCUCCCCCAAGCUGGCGGCAGCGGCGCGCAUGGAGGAGCCCGCACCCGGCGCCAUCGUCGUCCGCAUCGGCAUCCCCGACCUGCAGCAGACGAAGUGUCUCCGGUUGAAUCCAGAUGUUCCCGUGUGGGUUUCCAAGCAGCGCAUCCUCUGCACUCUGAACCACAGCCUGAAGGAUGUUCUCAACUACGGGCUCUUCCAGCCAGCCUUCAACGGCCGCGCCGGGAAGUUUCUGGAUGAGGAGCGCCUGCUGAGGGAGUACCCCCUGAACCCAGACACUCCUGUUCCCUACUUGGAGUUCCGGUACAAGAGGCGUGUGUACACCCAGACUCUGCUGGAUGACAAGCAGUUUGCCAAGCUCCAUACGAAGGCUAACCUGAAGAAGUUCAUGGAGUACGUGCAGAUGCUGAACGUGGAGAAGGUCUGCAGGCUGCUGGAGAAGGGACUGGACCCCAACUUUCAUGAUCCGGAUACUGGAGAGUGUCCCCUGACGGCGGCGGCCCAGCUGGAGCUCAGCACGGACAUGAUCAAGGCCCUGCGCAACGGGGGCGCGCACCUGGACUUCCGCACGCGCGAGGGGAUGACGGCGCUGCACAGGGCCGUGCGGUGCCGCAACCACGCCGCGCUGCUGACCCUGCUGGACCUCGGUGCCUCUCCAGACUACAAGGACAGCCGAGGGCUGACGCCGCUGUACCACAGUGCUAUGGUGGGGGGGGAUCCCUACUGCUGCGAGCUCCUCCUGCACGACUACGCCCGGCUCGGCUGCGUGGAUGAGAACGGCUGGCAGGAGAUCCACCAGGCGUGUCGCUAUGGCCAUGUUCAGCACCUGGAGCAUCUGCUCUUCUAUGGAGCUGAUAUGACUGCACAGAAUGCCUCAGGAAACACCGCUCUUCAUAUCUGUGCUCUCUACAACCAGGAGAGCUGCGCUCGGGUUCUCCUCUUCCGCGGUGCCAGCAAAGAGAUUCGCAACUACAACAGCCAGACAGCGUUCCAGGUGGCCAUCAUUGCAGGCAAUUUUGAACUGGCUGAAAUCAUCAAAACCCACAAAGUGUCUGAUGUUGUGCCUUUCAGAGAGACCCCCAGCUACACAAAGCGGCGGCGGCUGCUGGGCAUGGCCGGCCUGGCCUCCCCACGCGUGCUGCAGCGCUCAGCCAGCGACAACAACCUGAAGGCCGAGAGCCGGGCGUCCUACUCGCCGGUGCCGUCGCUGCGCAGCCUCCCGCCGCAGCUGCUGGCGCAGAUGCAGGAGGCGGCGGUGGAUGGCAGCGCCCGCAGCGCCCACAGCCGCUCCCCGUCCCUGCAGCGCGUGCAGGAGGAGAAGGAGGCCGAGGCGCCCUCGCUCCGCAGGAGCAGCCGCGGCAAGGCCAGCCCCGGCGGACCGGCGGGGCCCCCCGGCCCCGGCACCGAGCCCGCGCCGCACGCCGCGCCCGCCCCGCUGCGCGGGCCCAAGCGGAAGCUGUACAGCGCCGUGCCCGGCCGCAAGUUCAUCGUGGUCAAGAGCUACGCUCCGCAGGGCGAGGGCGAGAUCCAGCUCAACCGGGGAGAAGCCGUGAAGGUGCUGAGCAUUGGUGAAGGUGGCUUUUGGGAAGGAACCGUGAAGGGCAGGACUGGCUGGUUCCCGGCAGAAUGUGUUGAGGAGGUGCAGAUGCGACAGUAUGAUUCCCGGCAAGAAACCAGAGAAGACAGAACAAAGCGCCUCUUCCGACAUUAUACUGUGGGCUCUUACGACAAUUUCACCUCUCACAGUGACUACAUCAUUGAGGAGAAGACGGCCGUGCUGCAGAAGAGGGAGCAUGAGGGAUUCGGGUUUGUAUUGCGAGGGGCCAAAGCUGAAACCCCAAUCGAGGAGUUCACCCCGACCCCGGCCUUCCCUGCGCUCCAGUACCUGGAAUCAGUGGAUGUGGAAGGUGUCGCUUGGAGAGCAGGGCUUCGCACGGGGGACUUUCUGAUCGAGGUGAAUGGCGUCAACGUGGUGAAGGUGGGGCACAAGCAGGUCGUCUCCUUGAUCCGGCAGGGGGGGAACCACCUGGUGAUGAAGGUCGUUUCUGUCAGCCGCAAGCCAGAAUCGGAAGAAGUUGUUCGGAAGAAGGCUCCGCCGCCUCCCAAGAGAGCGCCCAGCACCACCCUGACCCUGCGGUCCAAGUCCAUGACAGCGGAGCUGGAGGAGCUGGCCUCCAUGCGGAGAAGAAAAGGGGAGAAGCUGGAUGAGAUCCUGGCAGCCGCCGAGCCAGCACUGAGGGCAGACAUCGUCGAAGCAGAUUCCAGGGCAGCCACUGUGAAGCAGCGACCAACAAGCCGGCGCAUCACGCCAGCAGAAAUCAGUUCACUCUUUGAACGCCAGGGCAUGGCUGCACACCCCGGGGUCCUUGCGGGAGCUGAGAAGCCCCACGUGUCACUGCGCAAAGGAAUUCCACGGACAAAGUCUGUAGGUGAAGACGAGAAACUUGCUGCUUCCUUGCUAGAUGGGAAGUUUCCCCGGAGCACAUCGAUGCAAGACACUGUUAGGGAAGGACAUGGGAUUCCACCACCACCUCAGACGGCCCCACCUCCACCUCCUUCUCCAUAUUACUUUGACACAGGCCCCCCUCCAUCCUUCUCACCACCUCCACCUCCAGGAAGAGCUUAUGAUACCAUAAGAUCCAGCUUUAAGCCAAGCCUGGAGGCCAAACUCCAUGGACUCCCUCAAGUCCUUAGCGCAGCUGAGAUGUAUGAUCAGGCAAGGACUUCCAUUCCUUACCCCGAAAGGCAAAAGAGGGCCCGAUCCAUGAUAAUCCUACAGGAUUCCUCUCAUCUUCCCGUGGAGCCAACAGAGAUCCCCCGCCCUGGCCCAUCUGCAACUCCUCCGGAGAAGCUGAAGAGGAAAGGAAGAGUGAUUGACAACCCUUACGCCAACAUGGGUCAGUUCAACGUCAGCCUUUUCGCUCCCACCAAGCCACAGAGGAAGAAGAGCCCUCUGGUUAAGCAGUUACAAGUGGAGGAUGCACAGGAGAGAGCAGCACUGGCCAUCACUGGAGGCUUUUCAAGGGAGCCCUCUCCCACCCGCAGGAGCCAUCGCCUGAGUGGUGUCGAGUAUCAGCACCAUGCCGGCAUUGCUCAAGUUGAAGCCACAGGCAUCCCCUUCGCCACUGCCAUCGCUGGAGUCAUGAAGGACAGAGACCGUCGUCUGGAUGAGAGGAGGAAAUCCACCGUCUUCCUCUCGGUUGGGGCUAUCGAGGGCAGCCCCCCCAGCAGCGACAUGCCAUCCUUGCAGCAGUCCAGGUCCAUUGAUGAGCGGUUGUUAGGAAGCCGAGAUGUUCUACUGCCUUCCCCUGUCUCAGCUUUAAAGCCAUUGAUCAGCAGCUCAUCCUCAACGUUCAUCCACCCCCUCACAGGAAAGCCCUUGGAUCCAAACUCGCCUCUGGCGCUUGCGCUGGCCGCAAGAGAACGGGCCCUCUCAACUCAAGUCCCAUCCCGGUCGCCCACCCCAAUCCACAGCCCAGACUCAGAGCGAGCAGCACCCCUCUUUGUGGACAUCCAAACCAAAGAACCAGAGCGGGUGGAGUUGGAGAGCUUGGUGUCCCCUGCGUACUCUCCCGGAGGCAAAGGGGUGAUCGGAACAGAGUCUGGGACUUUGGCCCCUGCAAAGAGCCCAUGGGGGACUCCAUCCACACUGCGGAAAGAAACGGAGGCCCGAGCAGAAACCCCAGGGAAGGAGGAGAAGAAACAAGAAGACAAGAAGUCCAUGAUUAUUAGCAUAGUGGAUACAUCACAGCAGAAGACCGCUGGCCUCAUCAUGGUUCAUGCCACAAGUAAUGGCCAAGAUGAGAUAGGACUUGAGAUGAAAGAGGAGACACCAGCUGUCGCUGAAGCAUGCACAGAGCCAGCAGAGUCCCCCAAAGUAGAGACACAGCCCAGCCCCAUGGGAAAGCCUCCGGUGAGUCCAGCCUCUGACAAGACGUUGGGACAAGGGAGUUCGGAGGAAGAAGUGGAGACCUACACGGUCACCCUCCCACCAGCUCAGCUGUCUUCAAGCGACGAAGAGACCAGGGAGGAGCUGGCCAAGAUAGGGCUGGUACCUCCACCAGAUGAGUUUGCGAAUGGGGUACUGGUCACCACCCCUGGAACACCAGUCAGCCACCUGGCUACGCCCAGCACGCCAUCCAUACCAGCGGCAGCAGUAGCACCUUCUACCACUGGCGGAACACCCUCAGGGAAGCCCUCUGAUGCCCCCGUAGCCCCAGAGUCUGCUGCAGACUCGGGAGUGGAAGAGGUGGACACCAGAAGUUCAAGUGACCAUCAUCUGGAGACCACAAGCACCAUCUCUACCGUCUCCAGCAUGUCUACGUUGUCCUCAGAGAGCGGGGAGCCUACUGACACAUACACUUCCUUUGCGGAUGGACAAACUUUUAUACUCGAGAAGCCACCAGUGCCUCCAAAGCCAAAACUCAAGUCCCAGCUCAGCAAGGGGCCAGUUACUUUCAGGGACCCACUUUUGAAGCAGUCUUCGGACAGCGAGCUCAUCUCCCAGCAACAUGCGGCCACUCUGGCAUCAGCCAGCAUUGGCCGGCCACGCUACCUCUUUCAGAGAAGGUCCAAGCUAUGGGGGGACCCCAUGGAGAGCAGGCCAAUCCAUGGGGCUGAUGAUGACAAGCCAACUGUGAUCAGUGAGCUAAGUUCCCGACUACAGCAACUGAACAAGGAUACACGAUCACUGGGGGAGGAACCAGCCGGGUCCACCUUAGAUCCCGGGAAGAAGUCACCAGUGGUCGCGGCACGACUUUUCAGUAGUUUAGGAGAACUCAGCACCAUUUCCCAGCGGAGCUCCGGGACCACCUACACAGUCCGACCUGGCAGUCGCUACCCCGUAACCCGACGUACCCCCAGCCCCGUGAAGCCGGCUCUGGAUCGGACAGAGCCCCUCAGCACCGUCCGGCCCUACGGUCUGACCCCUCCCACCAUCCUCAAAUCUUCCAGCCUUUCCAUCCCACAUGAGCCCAAGGAGGUGCGCUUUGUGGUGAGGAGUGUGAGCGCCCGGAGCCGCUCCCCAUCCCCGUCCCCCUCGCCAGGGCCACCCCUGCACACCCUGCACCCACCUCGGCCCUUCAUGCAGAAACCCCUCCACCUCUGGAACAAGUACGACGUCGGGGACUGGCUGGAAAGUAUCAAUUUGGUGGAGCACCGAGACAAGUUUGAGGACCAUGAAAUAGAGGGCACGCACCUGCCUGCCCUCACCAAGGAGGACUUUGUGGAGUUGGGGGUGACCCGGGUCGGGCACCGGAUGAACAUUGAGCGGGCACUCAAGCAGCUUGUAGACAGCUGACCGUCCCCGGCAGCGCUGGCCUCUUCCAGAGCCACCGGGGGGGUGGGGGUGUUUCUACUAGACUAAUAAAGCCCACUUUGAUUCUC